Dunckerocampus dactyliophorus (ringed pipefish) is the source of this 3867-nucleotide messenger RNA. RefSeq names its product PAK1 interacting protein 1 (gene pak1ip1). The coding region runs from base 4 to 1086 and encodes 360 amino acids. The record is from RefSeq and is a predicted model, not a curated record. NCBI's taxonomy places the organism in Eukaryota, Metazoa, Chordata, Actinopteri, Syngnathiformes, Syngnathidae. Gene Ontology annotation, molecular function: protein binding. The transcript has 10 exons.
AUCAUGGCCUCUGUAGUGGAGCUGAUUGCUGGCAGCUACGAGCAAGUCGCUUUUGGCUACCGUGUGCAAACUGACGAAAAGGAGUGGACCGCCAAGGCAGACUUCACACACCAUGCACACACUGCAUCCGUCUCAGCGGUGGCGGCCAAUGAGAGAUUUGUUGUCACCGGCAGCAAAGACGAAACCAUCCAGCUGUACGACAUGAAGAAGAAACUGGAACAUGGCGCUUUGCUGUAUCACGAAGGCUCCAUCACCUGCCUGGAAUUCUACGGACCAACAUAUUUACUGAGUGGAGGGGAGGAUGGACUGAUGUGUGUGUGGAGCACAAAGAAGUGGGAGUGCCUCAAGUCCAUCAAAGCUCACAAAGGCCACGUCACGUCGCUUUCAGUGCAUCCGUCUGGGAAGCUUGCGCUGUCAGUGGGCACAGAUAAGACCCUCAGAACAUGGAAUCUAUUGACUGGAAGAUCCGCCUUCAUCAAGAACAUAAAACACAAUGCACACAUUGUACGCUGGUCACCAGACGGAGGCAAAUAUGUCGUAGUCAUCAACGACCAGCUGGAUCUUUACAACCUGGACACGGCCACGGUGACCAAGACGCUCAAGAACCCCAAGAGGAUCUCAUCGAUCAAGUUCUUAAGCAAUGCAAUCCUGGCAGUUGCAGGCGAUGAUGAAAUAGUGAGACUGUGUGAUGUUGACGAGGAAGAAUGGGUGUGCGAGUUCAAGGCUCAUGAAACCAGGGUGAAAGCGGUGGAGGGCUUCAACAUGGACGACCACUGCGUAAUGGUCACGGCUUCCAACGACGGAUUCAUCAAAAUGUGGAAGGUGCAUAUGAAUGAGGAGCUGGAAUGUCCCACCCUCCUGGGGGAAGUGAACACCACGGCCAGGCUGACUUGUUUGGCCGUGUGGAAACCUUCAUGGGCGCAGCAGAGCACAGAAGAACGCUCCAAGGCAACUACAUGUAAAGAAGUUGCUCAGGAGCUCCUGAAGACCAGGAGAGUCCGCAUUGCUACAGAGGAAGUUGUUCUGGAAGAUGAAAGCAAGCCCAGAAAGAUAAAGGUCGGUGGAAAACGGCAAAAAACAAAAUAAAAAGUAUUAUUGGGGAGAAAAAAAAAAAGAUUUCUGGUCUCGUUUGGUUGGUGUGCCCCUCUUUUGCAAGGACAUGCUUUUUACACACAAGUAGACUAACACCAACCUACAUCAAAUAAAGCAUCUACUCUCAGGCUGAAAGUGUCCAAACAUGCUCACCUGUUGUGUACAAUUUCUCUGACAAAUACAGUACACCACAUGGUGGCACUGUCAUUAAACUCCUAAAGUCGGGUGGAUCUGAAAUUUCUCAAACAUGAACACAAAAACACCUGCUGUAACUCUAGGGCGUUUUGCAAAGUCAGUGCCAAAUUUGGUAUGCACUUUUAGGGGACUGACGAGCACAUCUACGCAGUACUAUAGUGAUGGUAAACGCCGUUACUUUUACUGACUCCACUUUUUAGGAGUCACUCACUGAAGUGAAUUGCGUACUCGAUUCACUUGAGUCAGUCACAGAGCACAUGCACAAAAAAACCCUGCAGACUCAUUGAGUGGGUGGGCUGUUUGGAUGUGGCAGCAUGGAAAAUGUAAAAAUACAUAUUAAUGAAGAAUGAAAGGUAUAAAUGAACAUUUAGGGUUACUUUUAUCUUCAUUGGAGAUGUGAUUCUUGACAUGACUGUCCCCAAAGACAUGUGGCAGCGAGAUCAACCACCACCUUCCUGUUUUGACUUGUUUCUUGAAUUCAAUCGUGUUUCUCACCUCAAUACUAUAACCCAAAAUUCUUCAGUGAAGGUAAAAGUAAGCUUAAAUGUUUAUCCCUUUUCAUAAGCAUUUAGAAUUGGUUUGGUUUAAUUUUAUUUGAACAUGCAUACAAGUUACAAUGGAAUAUAUCACAAUUCAAUUUACAGUUCCACAUGUCCAAAAGGAGUAGGAAGAAGCAAAGUUUAUUUAAUCCUAUACCCCCCAUCCACAUCUUGUGCAGUACAUAUUAUUCACUUCCUGUAUUUCAUGUAAUAUUAUUCCAUAUAAUAAUAAUCAGUAUAAUAAUAAAUAAAUAAUAAUAACAAGCAUGAAAGAACAGUAAAUAUAAUAAUCAAUAUAAUAAAUAAGAUGAAGGCAAGCAUAAUAAAGCAAGUUCAAGACUCUUCUGCCUUAUACAGUAUUUAGCAAACAUCAACUGCUUGUAUUGUUUUUGGAAUUUGCUCAUCUUGGUACAUUGUUAGAGUUCCUUACACAAUCCGUUCCACAAUUUAAUUCCUCAUACUGAAAUGCUGUGGGUGUUCAGCGUUGUUCUCGCAUAUAUGUGUUUUAAGUUUCAUUUUCCUCUAAGAUAUUUCUCUUUUAUAGAGAAAUACUGUAUGAUGUUUUUGGGUAACAAGUUAUUGUUAACGUUAUGCAUUGUCUUAGCAGUUUGAAAAUGUACUAAAUCAGCACAUUUUAAUAUGUGUGAUUUAAAAAAAUAAAGGGUUAGUAUGUUCUCUAUAUGCGGCAUUAUGAAUUAUCCUCACCGAUCUUUUUUGCAGUACAGUGAGUGAGUGAAGAUUGCUUUUAUAAUUAUUACCCAUAUCUCCACACAAUACAUUAAAUAUGGUAAUACCAGAGAACAGUAAAGAGUGUAGAGUGAUUUUUGAUCAAGAAACAAAUUUAGCUUUAUUCAAUAUUGAAAUAUUUCUCGCCACCUUUUGUUGUAUAUUUUUGAUAUGAGAUUUCCGACUCAUUUUUUCGUCUAUUAUAAUCCCCAGAAAUUAAUUUUCUUUCACUCUUUCAAUAUCCACUCUGUCUAUUUGUAUUUGAGCGUAGGUGUCCUUUCCAAAUAGCAUUAUUUUAGUUCAAGGUUAAUCUGUUUUUAUGAAACUAUGUCUUUAAUAUGACCAUUUCAGCCUUGACCUUUUUUAGAAUUUAUCCAUAAAUUAGCCGCACCUCUGUAUAAGCCACAGGGUUCAAACUUUGAGGAAAAAAUAGCGGCUUAUACAGCGGAAAUUACGGUAAGAUUGAUUAAAUGUACAAUUAGUACAGCUUCUGCUGGGAUAUUAACACGGCUGUAGCUGUUCCACUCAGAUUUGAAACAAAACACUCACCGAGUGACAGUGUGAACACCGAUGUAGGAUUACAAGGUUUAUAGUGUGCAUAAAGCACUAAAUAUGCGCUUCCAAUCCUGCCUGGCACAUUGCCACUUCCAUAUUAUGUGUAUUAUUCACAGUAGCCAUGCCAUAGCUCACAGUCUGGUUGAUUGGCUUCUGGAUGACCUGUUCACUCAAAACAACUUUUCUCUAAACGAUAAAUAUUUGCACAUUUGAAUCUCGCGAGAACUCGUGACACCCCUAAUUAAUAGCAAAAACAUUUGUCUCAAGAUUAAACUGCAAAAGUUUAAUAAUAACUAUGCACAAAAUAUUUACCGUAAAGUAAAGUUGACUUUUAAAUGAAGCCUCUUUAGGACAGCUGAGCGGUAGGCACCCGGCUUUAUCCAGCGUCCAAGCCGUAGAUGCUCGCCCUUGGCGAGUCAGGUCGUGUUUCGAGUCCGUAAGCUGUAGAUGCGCUGCGUUUGCGAGUUGCACAAUGAAUGACAUGCUACCUUGUUUCCUUUUUUAAUUCAGCUGGCGGCAGCACGGGUAAGUGAACAAGUUAACAGAGACUAAUACCUGUCUCGGUUCAGUAAAGACAACAACUUUGAAAUGAGAAAGAAUGAGAAAAUCAUAUCUAUGCUCUUACUUGAGCCAUGGUUACGAUGUACAAUUUAAAAAGGCAGUGUCUGUGCGGACCACGGAUAUGACUCCUGCAGUAUAUGCACUGUGUGUACAAUUACUAGGCAGUUUAUUGAUUAUUAGUUUUAUUAUUUAACAAUAA